Molecule: messenger RNA, 3471 nt
Organism: Lethenteron reissneri (Far Eastern brook lamprey)
Lineage: Eukaryota; Metazoa; Chordata; Hyperoartia; Petromyzontiformes; Petromyzontidae
Product: oocyte zinc finger protein XlCOF6-like
Biological process (GO): regulation of transcription by RNA polymerase II
Cellular component (GO): nucleus
Molecular function (GO): RNA polymerase II cis-regulatory region sequence-specific DNA binding; DNA-binding transcription activator activity, RNA polymerase II-specific
Source: RefSeq, a predicted model, not a curated record
CUCCUCGCCUUGUCCCCCACCAUCUCGUCUUGUCCCCGCAUCUCGUCGCUCCGACUGUGAUGCCCUUUGUAAGCAACGGCGGUGAAACAAUUCACUCAAGACGAGAGAUGGAGUCACGCCUCGAGUUGCCGUUCAUCAAACAAGAAAACGAUGAAAGUCCAAUCGUCGGGAUGUGGUCUGACUUGACGGUGAAACGUGAACAUUCAGAUGCCGGGGAGGUCGUGACGCGAGAAGAUGCGGGGAGUCCGGCCACUGAGACAUUGAGGAUUGUGGUGAAAACGGAAGUGGAGGAAGAUGCUCCAGACGUGAAGAUUGUUAAAGUCGAAGGAUGCGGUGCGAGUCCAGAGGAGACGGCUGAUUCCCUCGAAGAACGUUCGGCCGCUUCACACCGGGGCUUCAUCGAAUUGGAGUUGUCGGAGGGGGGCGUUGGUGAAGAGGGUGUGAAGAUUGUUCAAGUUGGUGAGAGGCCAGAAGAGACGGCAGAUUAUUCCCUCGAAGGAUGUUCGGCCAAUUCAGACCGGAACUUCAUCGAGGUGGAGUUGUCAGAGGAGGACAUCGGUCAAGACGACGGAACGGAUGAACCAAACGAAACGGAGGCCCUGUGCGAGGAGUGCGGCGGCAAGGGCGGACGCCCCGGCAUGGACACGGAGCGAGCAGCGUGGGUCGCUGGGCAAAUCCCACGAGCAGCCUGCGGGCGAUGCGGGAAGGCGCUCGGGGUCGCCCCGUCGCGCCCAGAGGUCUCCUCGACGUUCGGCAAGAACCACAAGUGCAAGGAGUGCGGGAGGGGCUUCACGUCGCGCUCCAGUUUGGAGACGCACCUGAGAAUACACACGGGCGAGAAGCCGUUCGUGUGCAAAGACUGCGGGAAGGGCUUCACGCGGUGGUUCACUUUGAAGAUCCACUGCAGGAAGCACACGGGCGAGAAGCCGCACGUGUGCGAAGUCUGUCGCAAGGGGUUCACGACGCCUUACCUGUUGCACGCGCACUCCAUGUCGCACACGGGCGAGUGGACUCACGUGUGCAAGAAGUGCGGCAAGGGGUUUGCGUACAGCUACAAAUUGAAGGCGCACGCGAAUACGCACGCCAAGGGGAAGCGGCACGUGUGCGGGGAGUGCGGGGACAGCUUCGCGCGUCACCCCGACUUAGAGAGGCACGCGAAGAUGCACGCCGGCGAGAAGGGGCACGCCUGCGCCGAGUGCGGGAAGAGCUUCGAGCUGCGUUCUGCUCUGGACGCGCACGCGAGGACGCACGCGGGCCAGGAGUGCGUGGCGGCGUUCGCGACGCGCCCCCUACUGGACGCGCACACGAGGACGCGCGCGGGCGGGGAGCCGGGCAGGAAGCCGCACGCGUGCGAGGAGUGCGGGAAGUCGUUCGCGGAGCGCUCCACCCUGGAGGCCCACGCGAGGACGCACGCGGGUGAGCGCGCGCAUGUGUGUCACGAGUGCGGGAAGGGGUUCGCGACGCGCUCCAGCCUGCGGACGCACGCUCGGAUACACGCGGGCGAGACGCCGCACGUGUGCCACGAGUGCGGGAGGGGGUUCGUGCGCCGCGCCACCCUGGAUGAGCACGCCGCGUGGGCGCACGCGGGCGAGCGGCCGCACGCGUGCGAGCAUUGCGGGGAGGGGUUUGCGCGCCGCUCUCACCUGGAGGAGCAUGUCGCGAGGGCGCACGCCGGCGGGAAGCCGCACGCGUGCGCCGAGUGCGGCAGGGCCUUCGUGCGGCGCUCCAACUUGGAAGAGCACCUGAGGGCUCACACGGGGAAGUGGCCGCACGCGUGCCCGCAGUGCGGGAGGGGCUUCGCGCAUCUUUCCAAUCUGGAGAAGCACGUGCUGAAGCACGCUGCGGAGUGAGCGUCUUGAUGAGUCGCGGUGAAACUAAACGGGACUAUUAAAAAAAAAAUGUUAAGUUUAAAGGAGGACGUUGGUGAAGAAGGUGAGUCCCUCUCUGGAACGAUCAAUUCAAAUUUUGUAAAAGAGUUCGUAGUUCGAGGAAUGCCCGUCUUGCUUAUUGGCGUGCCGCGGGAGCUAGGGGAUGUUAAUUCCCUCGCCUGGUAUGCAAGACGGCGUGGGUUCGAUCCCGACCCUGACGCCGUAUAUUUGGAGUGUCCAUGUUCUCCCCUUGAUCACAAUCGCAGAUGAAAUGCAAUUAUUGUAUUACAACAAUCAUAUCCCAGUUGAAUCAGAAUCUUCACUUUCAACUAAACGUUCUUUUCAUUUUACCAGGUAAGGCCCCACUGAGCCCUUAUGUAUUAGCGCUUUUUCAGAAGUGACCUGGCCAUCACAAAGGAUAAGCUCAACGACGUGGGCUUAUCACCGUGUGAAAAUGUAUAACAGCAGCCAAAUAAGUAAACUAUUAAUUAUUUGAAAAAUAAACUAUUUUUAUUUUACCAAGUGUAAGGCCCACUGAGCUGUGUAGCUCUUGUUUCAGAAGCCACCUGGCCACAAAUGAUAGCUCAACGGAGGUGUCUUAUGACGUGGAAAUUUAGAGCAGCCAAAUACUCUCUAAAUGCUUGACGUUGAUUCAAAACGUGGAGAGGGAAAACACCGGAGUGACCCGGAGAAAAAUCCACGCGACCACGGGGAGAAAGACACGCAAACUCCAAAUAUACAGCAGCAUGCGUUGGGAUCGGGAUCGAACCCGCAACCUCCUGCAUACCAGGCGAGGGAGUUAACAACUCACCACCGUAGCAGUUCAGUUCAUUGAAAGUGGAGUGUAAUGGGGGUCGUCUCCAGCCCGAAUCAUAAUACAGUGAUACCUCGGUUCACGAACUUAAUUCGUGAACUGACUCUGGUCGCGAACCGAAUUGGUCGUGAACCGAGGCACAUUUCCCCACAGGGUUCAAUCUAAAUCCGGUUAAUCCGUUCUGACCUUUUUUUUUGGUUUUUGAAGCACAAAAAUAUGAAACAAAUUACAAUACACAUUAGUACUGUGCAGUAUAGUAAUGUAUAAAGAGAGAACACUAACCUUGCUUGAGAUGACUUCAGUAAGCACUCAAACGGGUGAACUGUACAAUACAGUAAGUACAGUAUUGUACAGUACAGUAGUACAGUACUGUAUGUGCUAAAAAGCACACCAAAAAGCAAAAAGUCACUGAAAGUGUCUUCACAGUACUCACAGUACUUCUUUCUGUGUCUCUUCUUCUCUCCACGAUCUUCCUACAGGAAGUCACGACCACGUGACAGCCUGGAAAUAGCAUUAAAAUGGCCGCGGCUCCUGUUCGUGAACCGAAGCGGAGUUCGUGAACCGAAGCAUAUUUUUAUGAACUUUUCUGUUCGUGAACCGAGUUGUUCGUGAACAGAAGCGUUCGUGAACCGAGGUAUCACUGUAUUGGUAUCAGAAUUUAAAUGUACGUCGAACUUGUUUCGCACUGCACGUAGCCGACCGUGAUAAUCGGAGGUGCGGCAGAAGGACAACGAGCUGAACACAAAAAGCAGCUCUCAAAUAAAUGAGUUUGAUCAUUGGUUUUUUUAC